AAUUUAGUCAAGCUCAAGCCUUUGAGUCUUCGCCUCUCUCUCCCCGUUCUUGUCAGUCAUCACUGAAUGUGGAAAGAAGCAGGCUUGGCGUCUUUGACCCGAUAAACAAUUACAUCCCUCCCUCCUUCCUCCUUCAAUUUAUCUCCCUUCAUAUCUUCCUCGUUUCACAGCUGAAGAUCUCCAUUUUACACACCGACGAAUUCACGAGCCCGAAUAACAUCUCUCCUUUUCUUAUCAUGAGGAUCUAGGGUUUCGUCGUAUCAAAGAUUCAAGCAUUCAUAGAACAAUGGAACUAUUGAAGAACAGGAGUCCUGCUAAUGUGAUUAUUUCAGUUCUCUUGAUCAAUUUCACCUUCUUGCUGCUCAAUAACCAGCUUGGAUAUGGAAUUCAGAGUGAUAUAGAUUGUUUGAGAAAUCUGAGAGAUUCAUUGAAAGAUCCCUUAAAAAUCUUAGCCACAUGGAAUUUCCAAAACAAUACUGAAGGAUUCAUAUGCAGGUUUACUGGGAUCGAAUGUUGGCAUGAAAACGAGAACAAGGUCUUAAACAUCCGCCUUUCUGAUAUGGAACUUCAGGGCGAGUUUCCUCGUGCUCUUGCAAAUUGCUCAGCAUUAACUGGCCUAGAUCUCUCCAGCAAUAAUCUUUACGGUCAGAUCCCUUCUGAUAUUUCGACAAUACUCCAGUUUGUCACUAGCCUGGACCUCUCCUCCAACAAUUUCAGCGGUUCUAUUCCAGACAAUCUUUCGAAUUGUACCUACCUCAACAAUCUAAACCUCGCUAACAACAGAUUCUCUGGACAGAUUCCUCUACAACUUGGCUCUUUGGGUCGAAUCAAGAGAUUUAGCGUAGCGAAUAAUUUAUUGAUUGGUCAGGUCCCAAAUAUAACAAACGCAACCUCAGACAGUUACAAGAAUAAUCCAGGGCUUUGUGGUGAUCCUUUACCACGCUGUCGGGCUCCUUCAAAGAGUGUAAAUGCUGGAAUCAUUAUUGGCAUUGUUGGUGGAGUGUUUAUUGCAGGAAUAGGCUUGACUAUUGGCAUGUUCUUCUAUAUUCGUAGAUUGCCAAAGAAGAAGAAUGAUGACCCAGAAGGAAACAGAUGGGCAAAGAAUAUGAAAGGGACUAAAGCCAUUAAGCUUUCCAUGUUUGAGAAAUCAGUUUCAAAAAUGAGACUGAGUGAUCUCAUGAAGGCAACAAACAGUUUCAGCAAAUACCACAUAAUUGGAUCUGGAAGAACAGGAACUAUGUACAGGGCAACGCUCGAAGAUGGGACCUCACUCAUGGUGAAGAGGCUGCAGGACACUCAGCAUACUGAAAAAGAGUUCACAUCUGAAAUGACAACUUUAGGAAACGUGAAACACCGUAACUUGGUUCCUCUUCUCGGUUUCUGCAUUGCUAAUAAAGAGAGGUUUUUGGUUUAUGAGCACAUGUCAAACGGAACCCUUAAUGAUAGACUACAUCUUGCUAACAACGAAGGGAAUACUUUGGAGUGGCUAACAAGACUUAAAAUUGGUAUAGGAGCUGCCAAGGGAUUCGCCUUUCUUCAUCACAGUUGCAAUCCGCGUGUCCUACACAGAAACAUAAGUUCCAAAUGCAUUCUACUCUCCGCAGAUUUCACUCCAAAGAUAUCCGAUUUCGGACUGGCUAGGCUCAUGAAUCCAGUUGACACUCAUCUAAGCACUUUCGUGAAUGGAGAAUUCGGGGAUUUGGGUUACGUAACUCCUGAGUAUUCCAAAACGCUUGUCGCCACUAUGAAAGGCGACGUUUAUAGCUUUGGAGUUGUGCUUCUCGAGUUGGUUACGGGUGAGCAACCAACCCAUGUGUCAAGAGCAGACGAAAGCUUUCGUGGGAACUUAGUCGAUUGGGUUACAGAAAUCAGAAACAAAGGGAAACUGCAAGACACGAUUGAUAAGUCACUUUUGGGUAAAGGAAACGAUGGCGAGGUUUUUCAGUUUCUUAAAGUUGCGUGUAAUUGUGUUCAGCUAAAUCCGAAAGAGAGGCCGACAAUGUUUGAAGUGUAUCAGUUUCUAAGAGCUAUUGGUGACCCAUAUAACUUGACUACAGAAGAUGAAGUUCUGAUGAUAUCUGAUGUAGGUGAUACUGGAGGAAUAGAUGAACUUAUUGUGGCUCGAUAAGGAAAGCGAACCGGGACAUCGAAACACUAUGUAAGUAUACCUCGAUAUUUUUAUUUGAAUAAAUCCAUUGUUGUUAAUCUUUCGAGGCUUAUAAGCAGGUAAUUAGUUUUCCUAUGUAUAUUAGUUGUGGAGAUUUGUCAAAUAGCGAUGCGAAGUUAUGUUGUAUCCAAUGUGAAACUGGCCUAGUAUUUGAGGUGGGGAAUACAUGAGAAUAGGUAGUAGGUUGAAAGUGGUGUUAUGUGAUUGACACUUUGAAAACUCGUAAGAACUAUUGUAAUUUUUUCUCUUUAAUGUGGUUUUUCACUAUUGUCAAAUUUUCUA
Molecule: messenger RNA, 2449 nt
Organism: Impatiens glandulifera
Lineage: Eukaryota; Viridiplantae; Streptophyta; Magnoliopsida; Ericales; Balsaminaceae
Product: probably inactive leucine-rich repeat receptor-like protein kinase At5g48380
Exons: 3
Coding region: 287-2128 (613 amino acids)
Biological process (GO): protein phosphorylation
Molecular function (GO): ATP binding; protein kinase activity; protein binding
Source: RefSeq, a predicted model, not a curated record